Messenger RNA from Talaromyces amestolkiae, 2277 nucleotides. RefSeq lists its product as uncharacterized. The record is from RefSeq and is a predicted model, not a curated record. The transcript is spliced from 4 exons. NCBI's taxonomy places the organism in Eukaryota, Fungi, Ascomycota, Eurotiomycetes, Eurotiales, Trichocomaceae. Bases 1 to 2277 code for a protein of 758 amino acids. Gene Ontology annotation, biological process: regulation of DNA-templated transcription; double-strand break repair. Gene Ontology annotation, cellular component: Ino80 complex.
AUGGUUGGCAAAAAGUCGGAAAAGGCUCUUAGAGAUGAAGGUCUCGAACGAACCGACAACAGCAUGGGACUUUCCAGCUGGCCUGUGGUAGCCCCAAUCAAUCAAAAGAACUAUUACACUGACUACCUCAAACGAGACGACCAACUCCUCGCAUACCGUCUCCAAAACGAAGAAGCCCGCAACCGCAUGACCAAAACCGCCAAAGACCGCGACCGCGCACUCGCUCUAGGCAAACAGGAACAGCCGGAUACUGAAGCCGAUGGCGACGCUGUCAUGGAAGAGGCCGAAGAAACUGCAGCAGAAACCGCAGGCUCAAAAGUAAUUGUUCUUCAUGUGGGAAGUCAGAAUUUACGUAUCGGGUUGGCGAGUGAUGCGAUUCCGAAAACGGUGCCGAUGGUGAUUGCUAGGAAAUCGACAAAGAAUGAGUCUGAAGAUGGCGUUGAGCCGAGACCGAAGCGAGUCAAAUUGAACGAAGAUGAGGCGGAGGAAGAUGUUCCACCUGAGAAGCGCUUUGGGCCAGAGUUUGCAUCGCUGUACACUACCAUGUCCGCCGAACUCAAAACACACAUGCGACAAAAUAAACGACGAAUGCUACCAAACUCCAAAGAAAUGGUCAUCAACUACAACCGUCGAACUGUCCCCGAGCACAUUCCCGAACACAAUGACCCGUCGCGUGUAGAAUGGACAGAGUUUUCCAACCCACCACCGGAAUACAUCACUGGACAGCAAGCGCUUAGAAUACCGGAUGACUCGAAACCGCGAUACAAAUUGUCGUGGCCGAUUCGGAAUGGAUGGUGCAAUGAGAAGGAUUAUCCGAAUGCCAGGUUGAUGUUUCUGGAUAUCUCUCUGAUUCUAGAAGACGCAAUCAAGACACAGCUAGGAUUGACCAGUAAGAAAGACUGGCCGCAGUAUUCCUGCGUUUUUGUGAUCCCCGAUCUCUACGAAAGGGCAUAUGUUACGACGAUAUUGGAGAUGUUGAUGAAAGAGUUCUCUUUCGCGCGGGUUUGUUUCAUCCAGGAAAGUCUGGCAGCUGCGUUCGGCGCCGGAUAUACAACUACCUGUAUAGUGGAUAUUGGAGCACAAAAGACUUCCAUAUGUUGUGUGGAUGAAGGAAUGUGCGUUGAAAAUUCACGCAUCAACCUGAAAUACGGCGGAUUCGACGUAACCGAGACAUUCAUCAAGAUGAUGCUCUAUGACCAUUUUCCUUAUGCCGAUAUCAACCUAAACCGACGAUACGAUUUCCUGCUAGCAGAAGAAUUAAAAAAGAACAUCUGCACCAUGAAUGAAAGUGGCGUGUCGGUACAAGUGUUUGAUUUCCAUUUGCGUGUAUCUGGCCAGGAUACAAGGAAAUACACUUUCAAGGCAUACGACGAGGUUUAUCUUGCGCCAAUGGGAUAUUUUCAACCUAGUAUUUUCAGCGCCGAAGAUAAGCUACAGGGCCGCCGCAAACUUUUGACUCGAUCGUACGAUAUCUACGAUGGUCAGCCAAAUGAUCCUACAUCGGCAGCACAAUCUGAAAUACUAAGAGCUAUUGCGCCGCCAGAUCUGUCGACUGAAGACGACAAGGCACAAAUUAAUGGGACCGGUGAUGUACAAGCCACGCCUGCACGGUCCCAUUUGAAUGCUCUCGGUCGUGUGCAAGACUCCGAUGCCACGCCUCGGUCAUCAGUCGCCGGCUCGCCGGCCCCAGAGUUCAACACACCCUUGAAUGGAAUCGCAGCUGCGGCCGCUGGUAACAGCACACCUGUCCCCGAGAAAGUCACCGAAAAAGGCAGCCAACCUGCCACCGGUGCCACACCAGCCGGCGCAUCAUCCCAGCCCUCCCAACCAUCCCAACCAUCGCAAACAGUAGUAACCCAACCUCUCCAACAACCACCCCCUCAAACCACUCGCAUCCCCACAAUCGAAGAACGCGACGACAUCCUCCCCAUCUACCCCCUCGACCAAGCAAUCCUAACUUCCAUCACCCACGCCGCUCGCUCCGACGACAAGAAAAUGCGCGACUUCCUCGGCGGUAUCAUGGUCGUCGGCGGCGGAAGCCAAAUCAACGGAUUCCACGCCUUCCUCGAAGAGAGACUACACCUGCUACGACCCGCAUUCGCGAAGGAGAUCAUGAUUGGAUCGCCGCCGCGAGAAUUGGAUGCACAGGUCGUUGUGUGGAAGGGCGCAAGCGUGUUUGGGAAGUUGGAUGGCACGAAUGAUAGCUGGAUUGGACGGUUGGAGUAUGAUCGGUUGGGGAGUAGGUUGCUGGUGUAUAAGUGUAUGUGGGCUUAUUAG